Miniopterus natalensis is the source of this 1748-nucleotide messenger RNA. NCBI's taxonomy places the organism in Eukaryota, Metazoa, Chordata, Mammalia, Chiroptera, Miniopteridae. The record is from RefSeq and is a predicted model, not a curated record.
AUGGCGUCCUGGCUGCCCCUGCUGUGGUUGCUGGGGCUGCUCCCGGGGAAUGGCUAUACCCGCCUCACCCGCGCCACCCGCCCCUCCACCCAGGCAGGCGGGGGGUCUCUGUACUCCCUGAAGGUGACGCUGGAGGAGCCGCGCUGCAACGACCCCACGGCGUGCCAGCUCUCCGCGUCUAAGAAAACCUUGCUCUGCAGCUUUGAAGUCCUCUAUGAGCUAGGAAGACACUCGCUGCUGAGGCAGGACUGUGGUGCAGUGGAUACCAAGAUGAAAGAUGACAAAAAUGAAACUUUCAGUUCAUUCCUUCCACUGUUGAACAGGGACUCCCUGUCCCAGGAGUUUUCUGUGAAAAUGGUUUCACUCUUCAAGUACUUUGUCACCACCUAUAACCGGACAUAUAAGACAGAGGAGGAAGCCCAGUGGCGCAUGUCCGUCUUUAUCAAUAACAUGGUACGAGCUCAGAAGAUCCAGGCCCUGGACCGUGGCACAGCUCAGUAUGGAGUCACCAAGUUCAGUGACCUCACAGAGGAGGAGUUCCGCACCAUCUACCUGAAUCCUCUCCUAAAAGAGGGGCUUGGCAAGAAGAUGCGCCUAGCCAAGUCCCUUGACGACCCUGCCCCACCUGAGUGGGACUGGAGGAAUAAAGGGGCUGUCACCAAAGUCAAGAACCAGGGCAUGUGUGGCUCCUGCUGGGCCUUCUCAGUUACAGGCAACGUGGAGGGCCAGUGGUUCCUGAAACGGGGGGACCUCCUCUCCCUCUCUGAGCAGGAGCUCGUGGACUGUGACAAAGUGGACAAGGCCUGCAUGGGCGGCUUGCCCUCCAAUGCCUAUUCAGCCAUAAAGACCCUGGGAGGGCUGGAGACAGAGGAUGACUACAGCUACAGUGGCCACUUGCAGACCUGCAACUUCUCUGCAGAUAAGGUCAAGGUUUACAUCAAUGACUCAGUGGAGCUAGGCCGGAAUGAGCAAAAUAUGGCAGCCUGGCUGGCCAAGAAGGGCCCCAUCUCCAUUGCCAUCAACGCCUUCGGCAUGCAGUUCUACCGCCGUGGGAUCUCCCACCCCCUGCGGCUUCUCUGCAGCCCUUGGUUCAUUGACCAUGCUGUGCUACUCGUGGGCUACGGCAACCGCUCAGAUGUUCCUUUCUGGGCCAUCAAGAACAGCUGGGGCACUGACUGGGGUGAGGAGGGUUACUACUACUUGCAUCGAGGGUCUGGGGCCUGUGGUGUGAACAUUAUGGCCAGCUCGGCGGUGGUGAACUGAAGAGCACUAGCUCAGGACCUGUUGCAGACCAGAGCAACCCUUCCCCCAGCCUGACCUCCAUUUCUAGGCCCCUCCCCAGGAGGCACAGCUGGCUCAGGGAUGGGCACUGUGUAUCUCAGGGUGAGCAAAGGGCACUGGGCUAGGGGUACAGCCCCUACCCCAUCCACCUCACCCCCGCUCUGAAGUUCCCCAGCUGCACCUUUGUUAAGUUGUGGUAGCUAAGAGGGUCUUGGGUGAAGGGUGAUGUCUUGGCAGCUGAAACUGGGGCAGGAACCCUGGGCUCGGGCAAGGGACAGGUGGGAAGCAGAUAUUCUGGUUUUAAAUCCAGCCUAUCCUCAGCAGGCUCUGGCUUCUUGACCUGGCUUUUCUCUGUCUGAUACUAUAAAUUCUGGUCCCCCUGGAUUUGGGGACAGUGUUCCCUUCCAUGUCUAGACAAACUGUUGUAACCACCCUUUUCUAACAAUAAAGGGGUGUCUUCAGCUCCA